Micropterus salmoides (largemouth bass) is the source of this 3418-nucleotide messenger RNA. RefSeq names its product tudor domain containing 5 (gene tdrd5). Gene Ontology annotation, biological process: spermatogenesis. The transcript is spliced from 18 exons. The record is from RefSeq and is a predicted model, not a curated record. Bases 310 to 2976 code for a protein of 888 amino acids. NCBI's taxonomy places the organism in Eukaryota, Metazoa, Chordata, Actinopteri, Centrarchiformes, Centrarchidae.
CUGCCACGGUUACGUAACGUUAACUGCAAGAUAAGUUAGCGUGACAAUUAAUUCUAACUUUGCACGCAAACUGAAAGAAACGGCUUUGUUUCUUUAUUUGUUGUAAGCUGUUAUUUGGCAGAGGUGCUGGUUAGUAACUAGUUAUAUAGUUAACCUUUGCAAACAAAGUACACGGCCCUUUGUACUUGUGUUGCUACCAACCAACGUGUGCGUUUAUCUGCUAGCACCAGGUGUGGAGAGUGGAGGAAGGAAAGGAAAGGUCAACAUUUAUAUCGUGCGAGGAUGUGGUGAAGAUAUUGAAGACUUCAGAUGUCAGCAGACAAGAUGAACAAGGAAGACGUUUUGACAAAGCUGAAGAGGGAUGUCCGUUCUUUGCUCAUUUCAUCUAAGACGGGCUUGGACCCUGAUCAGCUCAGGCGAGACUAUGUCACCAUGUUGGGGCAUCCCAUGCCCCUGAAACUCCUGGGCUUCAGAAACAUCAUGGAUAUGGUGAAGGAGAUACCUGACGUGGUCUCAAUUAAUUUCAGGGCAGAUGGCAGCAUAUUCUUAAAAGCUAUUGGUGACGAGUCCACCCGAAACAUAGAGGAGCUGGUAGCUAAGCAGCGCAUGUCCAAGAAGGUCAGGAGGGGAGGGGUCAGCUACUUCUCACCCCGCUACAGCUUCCCGACCCCCUCUGUGGUCCUUCCCAGAAGAGGUCGCGCUCCCAUGGCUCUCCAUGCUCAGCUGAGGGCACAGCUCCGUCUACUGCUCUCCCAGGGUCCACUCAUGUUGUCAGAUUUGGAGGCCUGCUACCUGCGCUGUUUCGGCCACCCGCUGCGUGUCCACAACUAUGGCUUUUACUCCACUGGAGAGAUGCUGGAGGCAGCGUCAGAUCUGAUCCUUAUCCAAAAUGGCAGGCUGGGCUCGAUUCUGACCCUGAGGGAACAUAUGGUGCCCAGGCCACUGCUUACAUCGUGCAAUUUGCCAAGGAGGACAUCACCAGUACAGUCGCAACCGCCUGGAACUGACAAGUUAGCCUUCAAAAGGCCAGACACCAGUGCUAAGACACCAACAAUAGCCCCAGCCCCGGUGAGUCCUCUGAACCAGCGCUCUGCUGAGACUACCUCGGGCUCUGUCUGUAAAGCGUCAACAAGUGUCAGUAAAAAGCCAGAGGUGGUUGAGAAGGAACAGGCAGACCCAGAGCUCCAGGAAGGUUGCCUCUUUGAGAAAAAUGUCCUCAAGUUGGAGGAGGAGCUUCGCCAGCAAAUCCUGGAGAAUGGCAUUGCUGGCACCAUUAGUCAGGAGCUGAAGGACAAGCUACGAAAGGUUGUAGGUCAGACCAGUGGUGGAUUAUCGGUUCACGAUCUGCCUGCUGAAUUCAAGAGGCUUUUUGGUGAGGACAUCCCACUGCAACAGAGCGGCUUUGUCAGUGUCACUGAACUGGUUAGCGCCAUGAGUGACACUUUCCACCUGAAACCUGCAGGGCGUGAUAACGGAGAACACUGGAUAGUCAUGGACAUACAAGACAGUGACAUUGUGCAAUCAGACUCAAAGGAGCUGCCAUCUACAAGCUACUACCUGAAGUAUGGAGAGUCUCCUUGGGACGGCAAACAUGGAGGAGACAAUGAUAAUAUCACAGCAGACGACGAGAACAAGGAGCUAGAGAACAGUACCAGUUCCAAGAUCCAAGAUAUGAUGUCUGAGAUGUACCCUGCUAUUCCGACGCAUUCCAGCCCUGCGGUGCCACUGGACGCCCUGCAGAGUCAGCGUCUCAAAAGACCGACACGGCGUGGUGCUCGAGAGCUAGUAGAAGUCAUGGUGGAACAGGUGGAGUCGCCUGGAUAUUUCCACAUCCGCUUCAGCGAGAGUGAGGAGGCACGAGCUAUGGAGGACAUGAUGAUUGAGAUGAGACGAUGUUACACCUCUCCUGAGGUGUCAGGGCGCUACCGCCUCCCUGAGCGAUUUGUCCGACGGGGUCAGGUCUGCUGCGUGUCACCCAAAGGAAUGUGGUUCUACCGGGUGGUGAUCCAUCAGAUCAUCAGCCCCACUCAGGUCGAGGUGUACUAUGUCGACUUUGGCGACAUAACUGUGGUACAGAGAGCCAACCUCAAGUUUCUCAAGUCAUGUUAUUCGGUUCUUCCAGCACAAGCUGUUCCAUCAUCACUUGCUGGAAUUAAACCUACCAUUGGCAGAUGGACUGCUGAGGCCACGGCUUCUUUCCAGAAGUUGUGCUGUGAUCGCACCCUGGUGGGCGCUUUGGAUAGUUACAUUGGAGAUGUGCUGCAGCUCUACCUGUGUGACACACAUACUGAUAACGACAUCUACACCCACACUGUCCUGCUGAACCAGGGUCAUGGGACAGCAUGCAGCCGUGCAGCCAGUGCAGCACUUUGUGUCCAGCUCAGCCCAGUGAGUCUCUACCUGGGGGAGGGAAUGGUUGACUUGCCAGAGCUAGAAGAGGAGACCACUUCCUCCCCCAUACCAGUAAACAUGCAACAGUCAAUGUCUGAUUCCCCGAAGGUUAAAGAGGAGGAGCUGCCCGCCCUAGAGUUUAUUGAGGACAAUGAGGUCAGCCGCCACAUCCAGGGUAAGGACGCCAACCUGUUCAAUGCUCUGCUGUAUGACCAGACCCUCAGUAGUUGUAAAUUGAGCAAGAAAUCGCCUCCUACCAACCGUUCCAGUCCCACUUCCAGCCCUCUUGUCCCUCCAGAUUUGAUCCAGACCAGGACAAGCCCAGCCCAGCUCACCCCAGCUGAUUUUAAAACACUGAGCUUGACUCCGUCACCAACUCCAUCCAACAUAAAUUUUAGCUCAUGCUGUCUGACACAAGAAGAGGAGCAGCACCAGCCCAAAGUCACUGAGCCCUCAUUGGUCAGGCCACCUCCGAUCCUGAGGACCUUGAGCCUCCACACCCCUAACCUGGGCCAGGGUGUACCCGUUUGUCCGCUCAAUCUGCGUAACUCUGGCAUUCUGUUUCCUCUGUUUGGGGCCAGGUAGUAUGUGUCUCCUACAUCCACCCCAAACCAAAUCCCAACACAAGGAAAUGAAAGUUAGUUUUCAUGUAAUUUUAAUGUAUUUUAGUUCAAUUGUAUGUUAGGUUUUAUUUGGUAGUUUGAUAUUGGUGUAAUUGUUGCACAGUUAAGUCUUUGAAGACUAUAAAAUAUAACAAAUGGAUGGCUGCCCUUUUUUUUAAUGUGAAUAAGCUUGUGAAAGGUUUUUGUUUAAAAAAAACAAAAAAAAAAACAACUGUGUGAAGUGUUUUAUCAUUUUCUCAGAAGCCAUCAAGGUGUUUGAUUUGUUGAAUGGUUUAAUUUCCUUGUAUGUUUAAAUUGCUGUUCUGGACAGGGUUAAAAAAAUUCAAAAUGCUGUUAUAAUGGACAUUGAAACAUGUAAGUCAAUGACAAUUUUAUUUCAUAAAAUAAAAUCUUAUUUGAUAGAA